AUGACCAUUCUGCAAGACUACUCAGAUCCAUUCGACACGAGGGAAGAAACUCACAGUCAGGUGCAGGAGGAGCAGAGGGAUAAAAAUGAAGGCUACAUGGAACCGUUCGAAGCACAGAAAGUCCUGGCUGUGGAGAUGGAAGGGAUCAAGGACUUGCCGUGGCCUCCACCAGUUGGACAGCUGGAUGGUUCAACUCACCCGCCAGACGCUGAGAAACAUCUCCUUCUCCAAAGCACCAGCUCCAGAGAUGCUCCCCCGGGCCUCCAGAAUGCCAGCCCCAGCACUCCGGACUCUUCUGCUUCGUCCUGUCCCCUGGAAGUCAAUAGUGCAGCAACGGUGAAAAGCCCUGCGCCGGCGUGCCUAGAGGGAAAGAGCGCCCCCUGCUGGCUGAGCCCGGAGGCUGGGGUGGCUUUUGGCGAAUAUGUCAAUCCUGCACUGCCACUAGAGAGCCAAGCGUGGUAUCACGGGACCUUGAGUCGGGUGGAUGCCGAGAGUCUUCUCCGACUUUGCCGGGAAGCGAGUUACUUGGUUCGGAACAGUGAAAGUAGCCACGAUGCCUUUUCCCUCUCUCUCAAGAGCAGCCAAGGGUUCCUUCACAUGAAACUCUUGCAGACUGAGGACAACAAAUUUGUCUUGGGUCAGCACAGCCCUCCCUUCAGCAACAUCCCAGAGGUCAUCCACCACUACGCCAGCCACAAGCUGCCCAUCCAGGGGGCUGAACACAUGUCCUUGCUCUACCCAGUCUCUACUCAGCCCUCCAAUUGCCUGGCUGCAGAACCGUGAUUUGCACUGAAGGACUCAAAAGCCACGGUUGGGUGGACCAUUUGUGGUCUACAUGCCCUUGUUGCAUGGAGCAGGCAGGAUCCACCUAAGGUUGCAGGCAGAGGUCUGCGGAUCCAACAAUGGUUGUAUCGUACGCUCCAUAUUUGCCAACUCAACCACAGCUUGCAUGUUGGACUCUAAAGCAUUCUUCAAGGGUGCCAGAUCACCCUUCUCCACAUAGGGAGUGGUCAGUUCUGAGAUUGACCAUGUGAGUGUCAUCAAAUCCAGUCUUUUGUGCCCAUAUCCCUGCAUCCACACCCUCACCUCCCAGAUUUGGAAUUCUGCUCCGUGCUCAUCCAUUCCUGCCUCUUGGGUACAUCUAUUUUACUUCUUCACGGCUGCCUAAGCAAUGGAGGCUUUGAGAUCAAGAGUCUGCACAAUCCAAUAUUGUGUCCAUCAACGUUUCCUGGGGGCAGCUUGAAAGUUUGACUACAACAAGGAGUAAAUCAGCUAAUGCCGCAAAUGCCACUUUUAUUUCAUCCCUGACUUUCAAAAUGCCAUUCCUCAACUGAGUUAUUUACACAUCUGUGUCACUCUUUAGAUCAUGGUGGAUUGUAACUUGAUAGCCAGCCAAGAAGCCCUGAUCAACGUAACUAGGUUUCAUGAGAUUAAUUCUGGUGGGUUCCAUCCCAUGAUUGAAUAAGGGCCCUUAUUUUUACAGAUACAGAAGGCUGUUGUGAUUUUUCAGCUAAGAGAAUAGAGUUCUCUUAGAUGUUUUUUUAUACCUGACUCUCGGGAUUGAUGGAUUUCUGCUGUUGCUGAUUGGAGAGCAGAUGCAUUGAGAAGUUUGCUAUCUAGACUGUGAUGGCUAGUAGACUGGAAAACACAAAGGAUUUAGGAAACGGAGCCCGUCUCUUGGUGGUAAAACAGAUGUUUGAUGUGCAAAGGUUGCAGAUCUAAUUCCCAGGAACUUGCACUAGAAAAGAAUCAAGUUGUACUGUGAUGUGGAAAACUCCUGCUGGAUUGCUGGAGAGCUACUACUACCGACUACUACAUCAAGCGUGUGGGCUAGAAGGACGAAGAAGCUGGCCUGGAAGCAGAUGGCUUGUUAUGGAGAGUCUUUGCAUGUGGCUAGAAGCAGUUCAGUAUUAUGAAUUUAUCCAGGAUGCAUUGUGAAACUCUUGACUUGGUAAGAGUGGAGUUGUCUUUUGUUGGAUCCUU
Molecule: messenger RNA, 1983 nt
Organism: Protobothrops mucrosquamatus (brown spotted pit viper)
Lineage: Eukaryota; Metazoa; Chordata; Lepidosauria; Squamata; Viperidae
Gene: SHF
Product: Src homology 2 domain containing F
Exons: 5
Coding region: 1-783 (260 amino acids)
Molecular function (GO): phosphotyrosine residue binding
Source: RefSeq, a predicted model, not a curated record